UAUAGUGCACUAGUCGGGUUGUCAAGUGUCCAUUGUGAAAUCUAUCUAAGUUACUGGAUUUGGAAAGUAGACCUACGAGUUACUUUUCCCAGUUUGGUGCGAAAGCUGCGUACUAGUCAAAUAGUGAGCGUUCAACUGAAAGCAACAGCUAUUUAUUGAGUGUAAUUUACCGCAAGAAGCUUCAGCGUCGCUGUGUUGGUUACUACGCAUUAUAGGAAUUCAUUAAGAGGACGCCCGUUCAAUUUCACCAACGCUAAAAGGAUUAUUCAAAUAUUUAACAAAGAUAACAUUGAAUUUUUUUCUUCAUCCCCGGACGGAAGUGUGUUCUAUUUAUUUACUAUAGCCCACUACUAGAAAGCAUACAUCGCAGUGUUUUCAGAAGUUUGGGGUUUGUGAACACGCCUGUUGUUAUUUAAUUAUGGCAGAUUUAGGCCUACCAGUGGAUUGGGAUUUAUUUGCUCUCUUGCUUUUUCUCAAUGCUUUGUGAGAUAACGGUUUGUUUUGACUACCGUAAAACGUUGUGUUGCUCUGAAGACGCAAAACUUUUAUUUAUUUAUUGAGACAUCUGGGAAUUGUUGUUUUGGCAACCAUUUAAACGACAUUUUAUUAGCCACGUAACCCGAAAGAGACAUACAGGGUGUUAUAAGCGUUUGUUUUUUUAGCCUACAAAGGAGAGGGUUGCUGAACUGUGGCUCUAUUUCCCCGGUGUAGUUGGACUGUUGUAUUAUGCAAUGCAAACUAUGUUACGAAACUUGGUGUUAUGUAGUUUUAUCAUAACGGACUAUUGUGUUUAUUAUAGCAGUCCAACGUGCUAGGCAGAUUCCAAGUCUCUCUGUUCCGAGGUGGGAUAGUCUUAACGGAGAUCAGUUCACAGUUGAAGAGUGCGCUUCCUCAACCACGCCUGCCCUGACCUCUAGAUGCCGGGCAUAAACUCCACCACCGCCUCUCGCUAUGAGUCCGGCUGGGAGAUGGAGUACGACCACUAUCAACAUUACUUCUACGACGACCACGAUCCAGACGAGGAUUUCUCUAAAUCCACUGCGCCCAGCGAGGACAUAUGGAAGAAAUUUGAACUAGUACCAACCCCGCCCAUGUCCCCUAUCCGGACUUUGGAGGGGGCCGCCGGGGUCGGGAUGGUCUGCCCUUCGCUGGGGGACAAACUCGAGUGGGUGUCCCAGUUUUUGGGUCAAGAGGACGACCAGGAUGUGCCGUGUAAACUCAGCUCAUCCGACGAGGCUUUGGGGAACCUGAGCUCCAUUAUCGUACAGGACUGCAUGUGGAGCGGCUUCUCAGCGGGCAAGCAGCUGGAGAAAGUUUUCGGGGAGCGGCUUGCCUCCUGUCCGAAUAAACUACCCAUGCAGGCGUUGGGAGCUGCAAUCACCACCGCCGGGAGGGCGCAGUGCGUGACGGUGCCAGUGGACGCGGCUGUUCCAGUACUCGGUAGCCUGGCGACAGAUUGCGUGGACCCGGCUGCUGUUCUCGCCUUCCCGCUAACCGGGGGAACGUUUAAGAAACCGUCGGUGUCCUCCUGUUCAGAGACCCACACAGACUCAUCAGAUGACGAAUCUAGUGACCAUGACGAUGAUGAUGAUGAUGAUGAUGAUGACGAAGAGGAGAUUGAUGUGGUGACGGUGGAACACAAGCAGUACAAGCCCCGACGGCUGGUCAACAGCAGAGUUACCGGGGGACGCAGCGGCGGGCUAAACAGACGGACGCCGGUGACAAUCAUGGUCCGGGCGGAUGCUCUGAACCCUUGUAUGAAACGCUUCCACAUCUCUAUCCACCAACAGCACCACAACUACGCAGCGCCCUCCCCGGACACACACACAGCCCCCGCCCUCUCCGGACACAGAGCCCCCGCACUCCCCAGAAAGAGGGUCCGACACGAGCCCUCAAACUCUUCUCAUAACUUCUCUAACACCCAGCCACACCUGCACCCCGCCUCCACAUCCAAUCAGAACUCUGAGAGCAAACCACAUGUCGCCGUAGCAACCAUCGGGUCGGAAUCAUCUGACGCCAACACACCCUCCCCUUGUGGAUCCCCGUCUGCCUCUCCUCGAUUAUCCUCCUCUCACCCCUGCAGCCCCCAGUCCUCCGACUAUGAGGACACAGACAAACGCAAGACACAUAACUUCCUGGAACGGAAACGGCGUAAUGACCUGCGCUCUCGUUUCCUGACCCUGCGGGAUGAGAUCCCCGGCUUGGCAGAGUGUUCGAAGACGCCCAAGGUGGCCAUCCUGACACGCGCCACUGAGUACCUGGGACAGCUGCAUUCUAGCGAGCGCCAGCGGACGCAGGAGAAACGGCAGCUGAAGGCCAGGCAGCAGCAGCUGCUCCGUAGGUUGGCACAGCUCAAACAACGCCCCUAAACUCACUGACUGGCAGGUUGGCACAGCUCAAACAACGCCCCUAAACUCACUGACUGGCAGGUUGGCACAGCUCAAACAACGCCCCUGAACUCACUGACUCGCAGGUUGGCACAGCUCAAACAACACCCCUGAACUCACUGACUGGCAGGUUGGCACAGCUCAAACAAUGCCCCUGAACUCACUGACUGGCAGGUUGGCACAGCUCAAACAACGCCCCUGAACUCACUGACUGGCAGGUUGGCACAGCUCAAACAACGCCCCUAAACUCACUGACUGGCAGGUUGGCACAGCUCAAACAACACCCCUGAACUCACUGACUGGCAGGUUGGCACAGCUCAAACAACGCCCCUGAACUCACUGACUGGCAGGUUGGCACAGCUCAAACAAUGCCCCUGAACUCACUGACUGGCAGGUUGGCACAGCUCUAACAACGCCCCUGAACUCACUGACUGGCAGGUUGGCACAGCUCAAACAACGCCGCUAAACUCACUGACUGGCAGGUUGGCACAGCUCAAACAUCGCCCCUGAACUCACUGACUGGCAGGUUGGCACAGCUCAAACAACGCCCCUAAACUCACUGACUGGCAGGUUGGCACAGCUCAAACAACGCCCCUGAACUCACUGACUGGCAGGUUGGCACAGCUCAAACAACGCCCCUAAACUCACUGACUGGCAGGUUGGCACAGCUCAAACAACGCCCCUAUACUCACUGACUGGCAGGUUGGCACAGCUCAAACAACGCCCCUAAACUCACUGACUGGCAGGUUGGCACAGCUCAAACAACGUCCCUGAACUCACUGACUGGCAGGUUGGCACAGCUCAAACAACGCCCCUAAACUCACUGACUGGCAGGUUGGCACAGCUCAAACAAUGCCCCUGAACUCACUGACUGGCAGGUUGGCACAGCUCAAACAACGCCCCUAAACUCACUGACUGGCAGGUUGGCACAGCUCAAACAACGCCCCUGAACUCACUGACUGGCAGGUUGGCACAGCUCAAACAACGCCCCUAAACUCACUGACUGGCAGGUUGGCACAGCUCAAACAACGCCCCUAUACUCACUGACUGGCAGGUUGGCACAGCUCAAACAACGCCCCUAAACUCACUGACUGCCUGAAUGACUGGCAGCGACCUCUAGUCGAUGGAACGUACUCUUCACCAGGACUGACUGAAAACCAACUCACCGACAGACUGUUAGUGGCUAGCAUGGAGAGAAGCCUUUGAAUGGAUCUGAACCCUAUAUAAUAAACCAGGACUGAGUCAAAACCAGGGAUGGAUCUGAACCCUAUAUUAUAAAUCAGGGAUGGAUCUGAAACCUAUAUUAUAAAUCAGGGAUGAGUUAAAACCAGGGAUGGAUCUGAACCCUAUAUUAUAAACCAGGACUGAGUUAAAACCAGGGAUGGACUGAACCCUAUAUUAUAAACCAGGACUGAGUUAAAACCAGGGAUGGAUCUGAACCCUAUAUAAUGAACCAGGACUGAGUUAAAACCAGGGAUGGAUCUGAACCCUAUAUUAUAAACCAGGACUGAGUUAAAACCAAGGAUGGAUCUGAACUCUGUAUAAUAAACCAGGACUGAGUUAAAACCAGGGAUGGAUCUGAACCCUAUAUUAUAAACCAGGGAUGGAUCUGAACCCUACAUUAUAAACCAGGACUGAGUCAAAACCAGGGAUGGAUCUGAACCCUAUAUUAUCAACCAGGACUGAGUCAAAACCAGGGAUGGAUCUGAACCCUAUAUUAUAAAUCAGGGAUGGAUCUGAACCCUAUAUUAUAAACCAUGACUGAGUCAAAACCAGGGACGGAUCUGAACCCUAUAUUAUAAACCAGGGAUGAGUUGAAACCAGGGAUGGAACUGAACCCUAUAUUAUAAACCAGGGAUGAGUUAAAAUCAGGGAUGGAUUGAGGUUGGCCCUAUAAUAUUUGCAAACUGUGCAUCUAUUGUAUGUCCUGUUAUUGUCUGUAAGGUUAUAUGAUGUCAUGAGUGAAUCCAUUGAUUGUGAACUAUGUCCAGAUCAGCAUGGCAAUGUACAUAGACUGUCAUGUGUGUGUCUCUUUUGUCUUUGUGUGUGUAUGUCUCUUUUUCUCUCUUUCUCUCUCUGUGUGUAUCUCUCUCGCUCUCUCUCUCUCUCUCUCUCUCC
Oncorhynchus kisutch (coho salmon) is the source of this 4505-nucleotide messenger RNA. RefSeq names its product protein L-Myc-1b. Gene Ontology annotation, molecular function: DNA-binding transcription factor activity; protein dimerization activity. Gene Ontology annotation, biological process: regulation of DNA-templated transcription. The record is from RefSeq and is a predicted model, not a curated record. NCBI's taxonomy places the organism in Eukaryota, Metazoa, Chordata, Actinopteri, Salmoniformes, Salmonidae. The transcript has 3 exons. Bases 918 to 2369 code for a protein of 483 amino acids.